Molecule: messenger RNA, 2520 nt
Organism: Lampris incognitus (smalleye Pacific opah)
Lineage: Eukaryota; Metazoa; Chordata; Actinopteri; Lampriformes; Lampridae
Gene: med4
Product: mediator complex subunit 4
Exons: 7
Coding region: 20-778 (252 amino acids)
Biological process (GO): regulation of transcription by RNA polymerase II
Cellular component (GO): core mediator complex; mediator complex
Molecular function (GO): transcription coregulator activity
Source: RefSeq, a predicted model, not a curated record
CCGGAAAUGAGGUACAACCAUGGCGAUGUCUGAGAAGGCAACGAAAGAGCGGCUGAUAUCCGUUUUGGAUGAUCUAGAGGUUUUAUCCAGGGAGUUGAUAGAGAUGCUAGCAUUGUCCAGAGGCCAAAAGCUUCCACAACCUGGCGAGGACACACAGAUCUUGGAGCUCCUAGUUCAGAGAGAUAAGGAGUUCCAGGAGCUUAUGGAAGUUGCCCAGGAGCAGGGCAAGGUGCAUCAGGAGAUGCAGUUGCUGGAGAAGGAGGUGGAGAAGAGGGACAGUGACAUCCAGCAGCUGCAGAAGCAGCUUAAGGAGGCUGAACACAUCCUGGCCACUGCUGUAUACCAGGCAAAGGAGAAACUCAAAUCCAUUGACAAAGCCAGGAAAGGUAGCAUUUCCUCAGAGGAAAUCAUCAAGUAUGCUCACAGGAUUAGUGCCAGUAAUGCUGUGUGUGCCCCUCUCAACUGGGUGCCAGGUGAUCCACGAAGACCCUACCCCACUGACUUGGAAAUGCGCAGCGGAAUGUUGGGUCACAUGGCCAACCUGCCAACCAAUGGUGUUAAUGGACAUCUUCCUGGAGAUGCACUGGCUGCCGGGAGAUUACCAGAUGUCCUGACGCCGCAGUACCCAUGGCAAUCCUCUGACGCCUCAGUGGGCAUGCUCCCACCUCACCAUGGCAAUGACUUCGGCUUGGAGCCCCCAGGUCACAACAAAGAGAACGAGGAUGAUGUGGAGGCCAUGUCCACUGACUCUUCCAGCAGCAGCAGUGACUCCGACUAAACUGUGUGUGUGUGUGUGUGUGUGUGUGUGUGUGUGUGUGUGUGUGUGUGUGUGUGUGUGUGUGUGUGUGUGUGUGUGUGUGUGUGUAGUUGGCUAAAUUUGUCGGGAUUUUUCCUGGGAUACCUCCAAGUACACCCUCCCUCCUAUUAAAACCCUAAAAAGCUAUCCACAUCAUGUUACCUGUAUCAAACCCAUUGGUGAUGCAAUGCAUUUUAAACUUUAUGUACCAAUGGAAGAUGGACUGAGUGUGUAUGCUUUCUUUUCAACAACACCUUACUUUGAUUCCAAGUUUGAAAAUAUUCUACCCAGAAUGUAGACUUACUGUGGCUGGCCCACAAAAUUGCAGUCUUCUCCUACAUUUAGAAAUGUAGCCUUGCUCAAAAGAACCAAGUCAAUUCUGAAGGAACAGAAUAGUGCUUCCAGUUUUCUUCCCCCACCUCCAGAUUUUUCACCACUGGGAUUGAAACUGGAGAAAAUGUGUUUCAGUAGCUCACCACACCAACUACUCAGCUACCACCACCCCCAUAAAUCGAGUUUUGCAGUGGAAGCUCAAGUUAAGAAUGUUUGACUGAAAAGAAACCCUAGCACACAUGCAUUCAUAUAUAUACACAAUCGCUCAAUAUCAAAAACUGCAAGCAGGCAGUUACUUAAUGAAAAGGUAUGCCCACAUGACAGUACAUGAACUGCUGAUUUGUAGUCCCAAUUCAUAGCAUCCCUGGUCUCUGUCUCUCUUUGUAUGGGGAAAAGUUGCCUUGCCUGCAUAGUUCAUAUCAACCAUGACCCUGUCAGAUUCUUAAGAGUCCCUUGGUAAAUCCAACACAUAAAUACUACAAAGGACUAAUUUGCACUGCCUGGAUUUUGCCCCCCCCCCCCAAAAAAAACAGUUUUAAAAAUUUAGUAAAAUAAGAUUUGAUUUGUGGAUAAUAUUUGUUGAAUUUACCGUUGAGCCUUUACUUUGGAAAAGUCUCAAGUCAUGCUCUCUGUGAGGUAUCUAAUCUACAAUAAACAAGGACCCAUUUCAGUCCCAGAAUUCACAAAGGAUUUCGAUGGGAAGCUUCCCCCUCAAUACAACGAACAACUGGCAAAUAUCUUGGUUACAAAAAUGUAAAUGUUGUUCAAAACUGGAAAAAUCACUUAAAAAGCCCAGUUUGGAAUCAUAGUACAGUGUCUGUUGGGGUGUCUUCAAAUGUUUAUUCUAUUUGAAGAUAUGUAUUUUUUGUAAUUGUUAAGAUCAGAAAAAAAAAUUGAGUUGAAUGCAAGAUGGCCCUUUAACUGGAAGGUUGAUGGUUGGAUACCUGGUCAUAGCCAGUGUGCCUGAUCACAAUCUGUGGUGUCCUUUAGUGAAAUAUACUUUAUCACCAUCAGUCCAUCCAUUGUCCUUACCAAUUUAAUCCAAUGUUUAAUCCAAUUCAGGGUCAAAGGAAACCCUCUUCAUUCCUCCGAUGUAUUGUUCUGGAUAGGAGAGUAAGCUAAAGGCCAACAAAAAGUAUAUCUAAAUGUUUUGAGAAAUGUCCCCGAAUUUGUCUCAGUUAAUGUUUUUGGUUCUGGUAUAAACCUAAGUGCUAUUUAUAGACUAUUAAUUCAGUGGCAAUUUUUUUUCAACUUGGAAAAUACUUUAGUUUUGUCAGCUGUAUGUCCCUUUUUAUGAAGUUUUUUGACCGUUUGACAAAUAGUUUGUUUACUCCUCAAUGUAAAAAGCUCUGUACAUAGCCUUGUAAAUAAAUUUUGAAUAAAUUUUUUUG